CACAUGGCUCCGCUUCCACCGACAGAAGUUUUUAUAAACACAACCGUCGACCGCUGUUUCUUUUCGAUAUCGCAUCGGAUAGACUGAGAGAAACAGGCAGUGAUGGGCUCCAUGUUUCGCAGCGAGGAGGUGUGCCUGGUGCAGCUCUUCCUCCAGUCUGGCUCGGCUUACAAUUGUGUCAGUGAACUUGGAGAGCUGGGCCUGGUCGAGUUCAGAGACUUGAAUCCCAAUGUGAACGCCUUUCAGAGGAAGUUCGUGGGGGAGGUCAGACGAUGUGAAGAGCUUGAGAAGACAUUCACCUUCCUGGAGCAGGAGAUCAACCGUUCUCUCUCACCGCCCUUGCAGUGUCCCCUUUCUCCCCCUUGCCCAACACCCUCGGCACCCCAGCCCCGUGAGCUGAUUACCAUAGAAGAAGAGAGUGAGAGGCUGGCCAGAGAGCUCAGAGAGGUGUCCAGGAACAGAGACAGCCUGAGGGCCCAGCUGACCCAGCUCUGCCAGUAUCGGGGAGUAUUGAAACAAACCCACUCCCUUAUAGCCUCGCAGGCGGCACCACCUUCUGCACUGGAGAGUCAAAGCAUUUUUGAUAAUCGACAGGAUGUCCACCUCAGUUUUGUGGCAGGAGUGGUACAUCCUUGGAAAGUCCCCUCUUUCGAACGGUUGUUAUGGCGGGCUUGUCGUGGUUACAUCAUAGUAGAUUUUAGAGAAAUGGAGGGACGACUGGAGCACCCUGAUACGGGGGAGAUGGUACAAUGGACAGUGUUCCUUAUUUCCUAUUGGGGAGAUCAGAUCGGGCAGAAAGUCAAGAAGAUCUGUGAUUGCUUCCGCACACAGACAUUUGUAUACCCUGAGAGCACUGCUGAGAGAGAGGAAAUUCUCCAAGGACUCCAAGGCCGAAUUGAAGACAUCAAAUCAGUGUUGUCCCAGACAGAGGCUUUCCUGCAGCAGCUGCUGAUGCGGGCAGUGGCUGUGCUGCCCCAAUGGAAGGUGCGCGUCCAGAAGUGCAAGGCCGUCCAGAUGGUGCUGAACCUCUGCAGCCCCUCCGUCACUGACAAGUGCCUGAUCGCCGAGGCCUGGUGUCCAGUCACUAAGCUGCCCGAACUGCAGAGCGCCCUGCGAGAAGGAGGGAGAAAGAGUGGCAGUGGGGUAGACUCCUUCUACAACCGCCUUCCCUCCGCCACCCCUCCACCAACUCUGUUCCCCAUCAACUCUUUCACGGCUGGCUUCCAAAACAUCGUGGAUGCCUAUGGGGUGGCCAGCUACCGUGAAGUCAACCCAGCGGUGUACACGAUAAUUACCUUCCCCUUCCUGUUUGCGGUGAUGUUUGGGGAUGUUGGACAUGGCUUACUGAUGACCGUGGCUGCCCUCUGGAUGGUUCUGGAGGAGAAGGACCCCAAACUUCAGAACAACAGCAAUGAGAUCUGGAGAAUGAUGUUUGGAGGUCGGUACCUGAUUCUGCUAAUGGGUCUCUUCUCUGUCUACACGGGGGCCAUCUAUAAUGAGUGCUUCAGCAGGGGCCUCAGUCCCUUCAGUUCAGCAUGGCAUGUUGGCCCCAUGUUUGAGAGCAACAAAUGGAAUGCAUCAGUCCUUGCCGGAAACCAGCAUCUGUCCUUGGACCCUGUCGUUGAUGGUGUCUUCUCUAGCCCCUAUCCUUUUGGCAUUGACCCGAUUUGGGGCAUGUCCAACAACAAACUGACGUUCCUCAACUCUUACAAGAUGAAGAUGUCUGUCAUUAUUGGUGUCAUCCACAUGACUUUUGGAGUCUGCCUGUCUUUAUUCAACUACAUGCACUUUCGCCAGAUCAGCAGCGUGUUCCUGGUGCUGAUACCUGAAUUGUUCUUCAUGCUGUGCCUGUUUGGCUACCUGGUCUUCAUGGUGGUGUACAAGUGGAUUGCCUUCACUCCGGCUGAGUCCAAAACUGCCCCCAGCAUACUCAUCCAUUUCAUAGACAUGUUCCUCUUCACAGAAAAUGCAGACAAUCCACCCCUAUAUAAGGGACAGAUGGUGGUUCAGAAGAUCCUGGUUGUGCUAGCUGUGUGUUCUGUGCCUGUUCUGCUGCUGGGAAAGCCAACCCAUGAGUACAUCACACACAAGAAGAGAAGGCAACAUGUAGAUGAGGAGAGAAGUCCCCUCCUAGCUGACAGUGGUUGUAUCAAUGCCCGACAAGGGGAAGUGGAGGGACAGAACCAUCAAGAGGAAGAGUUUGACGCUGCAAAUGAGUUCAUGCAUCAGGCCAUCCACACCAUAGAGUACUGCCUAGGCUGUAUCUCCAACACCGCCUCCUACCUCCGACUUUGGGCUCUCAGCCUGGCACAUGCACAGCUGUCAGAGGUGCUGUGGGUGAUGGUAAUGCGUAUUGCCCUGAGGUGGCAGGGCUACGUAGGAUCUGCAGUCCUUUUCGUGGUGUUUUUCUUCUUCUCUCUUCUGACCGUCUCCAUUCUGCUGGUCAUGGAGGGCCUUUCAGCAUUUCUGCACGCCCUCCGUCUGCACUGGGUGGAGUUCCAGAACAAGUUCUACAGUGGGACAGGCUACAAACUGAGCCCUUUCUCCUUCUCAUCUCUGAUCAAUGCAACAGCUGCUGUGUGAUCAGUCUAAUAAUAAUAAUAAUUAUGUUUGCCAAAAUGUUAUGUAAAUCAGUGUAUCUUACUGAGUGCUUGCUGCCCUCUUAUGCAUUUCAGAGCAUUUUUUUUGUUUCCAUCUUUCUCUGGUGUUUGUCUGCUUCAGUGUUUCUUUGUAAUUUGGUUAAGGAAAAAAAAUAGAUAAGGAAUGGUUAAAUUCAAAUGCACAAUGACCUGAGCAUAAACUGUUAUUUCUGCAUAUUGAUACACAAGUCUAAUGUACCGAUCUUGUGAUUUGUAUAAUCGCCAAUGAAAAACACUUUUUGUAUCCUUCAUCUUGCUUCUCUGUAUUUUUAUUCUAGAUUUUCUUAUUCCCACUGUGUGUAUGCAGUCUGUGGUUCAUUUACUCAGGAAAUGGUUACGGUUUGCAUUUAUUUUUUCAUUGAAUGAGCCUGAAUUGAAGGUGGUUACCAUGAAAGGGGAGCACUUCAAUUCAUCAUUCUUCUGUAAGGUUCAAGGAAAUGUAUUUACAUUGGUCUUGAAAAAGAGAGCUUGUGGGAUUCUUUGAUUGGCAGCAGGAUGUCAUCCAAAUAACUUGUCACAAACCAAAGAUGUGAUUAUGGGUGUCGUCACUAUCGUGUAGUGCCCAGCAUGGACAACUGCUAUUUUUCAACAAAAGUAUUUUUGUAGCCUCAUCAGAUAAUUGCACAGUGCCUGUCAAGAUUUUUUUUUUUUUUUUGGACAGAUGUUGUGAUUCAUUGCUAAACCGUGACUUUGAACUAAGUUUCACUAUAUAUUAUUCCUGUCUUUGCCUGUUUGCACAAUCACAGUGAUAAAUUCUGGCGUAAAAUGAAAUUAAAGAGAAACUCCCUGCUUUUUGUGUGAAGUUUCGUGUAGUUUUAUGCGUCAAGCCUGCAAGCAUUAUCUAACGUUGAGCUUUAUUUAUUUGUUAUGUAUAGUUGAUUAGUUUGGUCAUAAAAGGGUAAGACAGGAACCCCUGCUUGGCUUGUAUUUUUGAGAUGUAAAUACUGAAGCACUUAUUCCACUCAGUUCAUGUCACUGUCAAUGGGCUUCAGAUGAGCUUGUACCCAGUGUGUGAACUAUACCAUGGCUUUUGAGGGAGCUCAAUUUUUUUUUUUUUCGGGGGGGGAAGGGUGUUUGCUUGCAUGUGCCUCAAAGAAAGGGCUGACUGUGACUCUUGUUGCAAAGAUAUUUAUAGCUGCAAGCAUGUAGGCCUAUACUUGCUUUAUGUCAGCACAUCUGAUAUAUAGAGAAUGUGAAAGUAUGUCACCCACGUUGUAUGUUGCGACGGGGGCGCCAUGUUGUUAGGAAUGUGCUCUGUUAGGCAUGUCCAACCAUCCAUUAUCCAAACCGCUUAUCCUGCUCUCAGGGUCGUGGGGAUGCUGGAGCCUCUCCCAGCAGUCAUUGGGCAGCAGGCGGGGAGACACCCUGGACAGGCCACCAGGCCAUCACAGGGCCCACACACACACACACCUAGGGAAAAUGUAGUAUGGCCGAUUCGCCUGACCUACAUGUCUUUGGAUUGUGGGAGAAAACCAGAGCACCUGGAGGAAACCCACGCAGACACGGGGAGAACAUGCAAACUCCACACAGAGCAUGACCCCGGACGACCCCCAAGGUUGGACUACCUUGGGGCUCGAACCCAGGACAUUCUUGCUGUGAGCAACUGUGAUCUGUUCAUUGAAAACAUAAAAAAUAAAUUUAUUUUGACUCAUGUAAUGUGGCCUGGCUUUAUUCCAUAUUGUCUGGAUAAGGUGAACCAUGAAUUCAACAAUAGCAACAUAAUAUAACAAUCAGUUAAUGACCACAUCAAACCUCCACAUGGGUAUCAAAACCAAACAUCACAGUAUGCUACAAUACGGCCAACUAAAGCAGGGCACAGUAUACUCUGUAUAGUUUCUUGGCACAAGUAAGACACGGAUAGGUCAUGAACAUGCCAGCCUGCCUACAAGGGAUUGAGUCCUGAUCAAUAACAG
This is a messenger RNA of Lampris incognitus (smalleye Pacific opah), 4552 nucleotides long. It is a transcript of the gene tcirg1b, whose product is annotated as T cell immune regulator 1, ATPase H+ transporting V0 subunit a3b. Gene Ontology annotation, biological process: vacuolar acidification; proton transmembrane transport. Gene Ontology annotation, cellular component: vacuolar proton-transporting V-type ATPase complex; vacuolar proton-transporting V-type ATPase, V0 domain; plasma membrane. The coding region runs from base 103 to 2583 and encodes 826 amino acids. Lineage: Eukaryota; Metazoa; Chordata; Actinopteri; Lampriformes; Lampridae. Gene Ontology annotation, molecular function: proton-transporting ATPase activity, rotational mechanism; ATPase binding. The transcript is spliced from 21 exons. The record is from RefSeq and is a predicted model, not a curated record.